Messenger RNA from Cuscuta epithymum, 2636 nucleotides. The record is from the annotation of a GenBank genome assembly. NCBI's taxonomy places the organism in Eukaryota, Viridiplantae, Streptophyta, Magnoliopsida, Solanales, Convolvulaceae.
UCGAUAUCCUUUUCGACCUUUAGCCAAAAAAAUAAAUAUAAUAUUGUUAUUAUUAAAAUCUGUAUCUUCUCCGGAUCUGCUUAUUAUAGCACUUAAAUAUACAGGGGUGUUUUCGUUCUUCAGAAACAGAGAGAUCUGUUGGGCUCUCUUUUUUCUCUCUGUUUCCUGACGUUACUGUCUCCAAACGUGGAACUCUACGGUGAUUGUUUCUCCGAAUUGCAAAUUGGUCUCCAUCCUCACUGUUUCCCAAUCUGUAUUUGUUAUCAAGUGUCUUCAUUAUUUCGUCAUGGCGUGUCUUUCUUAACCCGACCCUGUGUUCAUAUUGGAUCUGUAUCGAUCUUUUCUGUUUGAGGGAUCCAAGGCACUCAAAGGAACUCUGAAAUUAGCAUCUCAUUGAAAUCAUGGGUGCAGAUGUGGAAACUAAGUUGGCUCAUGUCUCGGCUGAGAAUGGAGGUGACAACAACGGUUUUUUGAAGGAAAAUGGUUCUGUACCUAAUGAGACCAUAAAAUUUGGUUCCCAUGGAACAGAGGAACCAAUCAAGGAGGAGAUUAAAAGUGCUCCUACAAUCAACCUUCCCAAGGAUGCCGUUGUUGAGGAUUGGCCUGAACCUCAGCAGAUCCAUUCGUUCUAUUUUGUUAAAUAUCGGUCGUUUAAAGACCAGAAGCUGAAUGCCAAAAUUGAACUUGCUGAGAAAGAACUUCAAAAGAUUUACCAAGCACGAAGCAGGAUGAUUGAUACUUUAAGAGCCAAAAAGGCAGCUCGGUCGGAGCUAACUAAUGAAAGGAAGUCUUUAAGUGCUGAAAGACAGCAGUACAGUUCACAGAUGGAUGAGAAAAGAAAAGUGAUGGAACCUUUGCAGCAAGCUUUAGGCAAGUUGCGAGGUGGUGGAAGCAGAGACAGAGAAAGGGGACCUGUUAUUUUUUCAUCUGAAGUUGAGCUCAAUAAUUAUAUUAAAAGUUUGGAGUAUCGUAUUCAACAUGAAAGCAUACUUAUGAGUGAAGAGAAGCAAAUUAUUAGAGAAAUUAAACAACUUGAAGGCACGCGAGAGAAAGUUAUCGCAAAUGCUGCUGAGAGGGCAAAAAUUGAGGAAUCUAUGGGUGAAAAAGAGUCUAUCCAGAGCCAGGUCAAGCUUAUAGGUGUUGAUCUGGAUGGUGUUCGGAAGGAGAAACAAGCUCUUAGUGCUAAGCUUAAGCAAAUUGAUGAUGAGCGUGAUGCCUUGAAUAAAGAUAUUGAUUUGUUGGAGAAGGAAUUGGAUGCAUUGGCUCAAGAAAGGGACAAAAUCAAUGAAAGCAUUGUUGAUUUGAAGAAACAGCGUGCGCAAGGGAAUUCUUCAUUCUUCAAGUACGAGAAGCUCAAUUUUGAAGCCAGACAACUUGCCAACAAGAAGGAUAUCGCUGCUCUGAAAGUGCUUAGUGAAACAGAGGUCGAGAAAUUCAUGACCCAAUGGUGCAACGACAAGUCAUUCAGAGAUGACUAUGAGAAGAGACUUCUACAAUCACUUGAUAUGAGGCAGUUGAGUAAGGAUGGUAGGAUGAGAAACCCUGAUGAGAAGCCACUGGUGUUGCCGGAGGCACCUCCCACAACAACCGUGGCAUUGUUAAAAACAACAAACCAGAAGCCAUCAAAGGAAGAUUCAGCUCCUCCACAAUCUGAUGCUUCUCUCCCAGUCUCAAAAGCUCAGAAAGAAAAGAAUAAUAAUAAUAGUAGUAGUAAUAACAGCAAACAACCAAAGGAAGAGACAAACAAAACCAAAAAGAGUUCAUCCUCGGGGGUAAAUGUCCAUAAAGAUGAUGAAGAAGAAAUCCCUGGGGUAACAGAUGUAUCUAAGGAUAAGGAUUCAAGUGUUAAGGAGGACAAAGUUGAUGAAGAAGCUUUGAGGCAGGCAAAAAGAGAGGAAGAGCUUGUGAAAUAUCGGGAAGCAUUAGAGAGGAAGAAGAAAAAGGAAGAAAAAGCAGCUGCUAAAGCACAACUAAAAGCUCAGAAGGAAGCUGAAAAGAAGCUCAAGGACCGUGAGAGGAGGGCCAAAAAGAAGGGGGGUGGAGGUGGUAAUACCCCCGAUGAAUCUACAGAGGACGCAAGUGAGAUAACUACUGAGGAUGCUGAACGGGAGAAGUCAGAGGAGAAAGUUGAGACUGCUAUUGAACCAAAGAGAAAAGAGAAGAAGGCGAACACUGUGAGGCAGAGGACACGUGGAAAAGGAUCAUCUGAUAUUCACAAAGUCAUACUCAAACGUAAGAAGGCUAUGAACUAUUGGGUAUGGGCUGCUCCGGCUGCAGCCGUUGCAAUUUUGUUACUCUUAGUUAUAGGGUACAAGUUUUUUGCCCCGUGAAGCCUAUUGCUGGUCGAAAGAUGAGUCAAAAACUUCCAUUUCCAUUUCUGGGUGAGACCGAGUCGGAUUUUCUCUGUUUGUUUGAGUAUUCAUUUACUUUGAGAGGAUCAGAUAUACGCAUCUUAUUUUAUUGUUUAUGUUUUGAAAUUUGACUAGUUUCUCAACUUUAUUUAGAUUUAUGUGUUGGAGUAUACUAAAAGUGACAUUUUACUCGAGAACCAAAAGCAUUUUUUACUUCUGUAUGUAUGUAUUGGCAAUAAUUUUAUGUGUAUCAUUAUCACUUUCAUUUUACUCGUUUUAUUUCUC